Molecule: messenger RNA, 3564 nt
Organism: Neltuma alba
Lineage: Eukaryota; Viridiplantae; Streptophyta; Magnoliopsida; Fabales; Fabaceae
Product: disease resistance protein RML1A-like
Exons: 5
Coding region: 1-3564 (1187 amino acids)
Biological process (GO): signal transduction; defense response
Molecular function (GO): ADP binding; protein binding
Source: RefSeq, a predicted model, not a curated record
AUGGUUUCUGCUUCCUCAAGCUCUGGCUCUAGGCUGAAUGCUCCAAGAAAGUAUGAUGUGUUUGUAAGUUUUAGAGGCGAAACCCGCAACAACUUCACCAGCCAUCUUCAUGCUGCCCUCAACCGAGACUUUGUUUUGUCCUUUCGUGACGAUAAGCAGAUAGAGAAAGGUGAUGAAAUCACGCCAUCACUCAUCCACACAAUCAAGGAUUCCAGUGUAUCUAUCAUAGUCUUCUCAAAAGACUACGCUUCCUCAAGAUGGUGCCUGGAUGAACUCGCCCAAAUCAUGCGGUGCAGAAAGGAUGAGGGCCAGUUUGUUUUACCCAUCUUCUACAAAGUUGACCCCUCACAUAUUCGAAAUCAGACUGGAGCUCAUGAGAAGGCAUUUGAACAACAUGAGAAAGAUUUCAUGCAUGAUCCAGAAAGAGUGAACAGGUGGAAAGCAGCUCUUUCUAAAGCUGGCUCUUUAAGCGGCAGGCACUGCCAAGACUUCACGGAUGAAUCCAAUUUAAUUCAAGAAAUUGUCACUGAUGUCAACACAAAACUGGAACAAAUACAUAAUUGUCGACAAACAUUAAAAGAUGUGAUUGGAAUGGAUGAAAUGAUCAAACCCAUUGAAGAGUUACUGGGAAAAUCUCACAGAGUUGGAAUUUGGGGGAUGGGCGGUGUGGGUAAGACCACAAUGGCAAAUGCUAUAUUUGCCAAAUUAUCUUCUCAGUAUGACUCUUGCUGCUUCUUGGAAAACAUUAGGGAAAAAACAGAAAAAAAUGGAUUGGAAAGUGUUUGUAGCUAUCUUGUCUCGGAGCUGCUAGGGCAAGAUAUGUCACGUAACCCAUCAAAUGGUUUAAGAAAUGCCUUUGUUGCCAGAAGGCUUGGUAAGAAAAUAGCUUUAGUUGUGCUUGAUGAUGUUGAUCGUUCUGACCAAUUAGAGGGUUUGCAGGAUAACAUAUGCAAUUUCUUAGGAGAAGGUAGUAAAGUUAUUACAACAACAAGAAAUAGGAAAUUGCUUCGAGGAGAAGGUUAUGAAAUACAUGAGGCCAAGGGACUGAGUUAUCAAAAUUCGCGUCAACUUUUCAUCCGCAAGGCCUUUGGAUCAGACCAUCCAAGACACGAAUAUGAACAGCUCAUAGAAGGAUUUAUACGUUAUACCCGACACAAUCCCUUGGCUUUAAAAGUUUUGGGUUCAUAUGUUCACUGUGAAAAUAAAAGUUUAUGGGAUGGUUUGUUGAGAAAACUACAAGGAGGGUCUCCAAAUGACAAAAUUCAAGAGGUGUUAAGAUUGAGUUAUGAUAAGUUAGCUGAUGAAGAGAAGAAAAUUUUUCUAGACAUUGCAUGUUUUUUAAAAGGUGAAAGUGAAGGAUUUGUAGAAGAGCUAUUAGAGAGCUAUGGAUUCCAUCCAACUGUUGGCAUACCAAUCCUUAUGGAUAAGGCUUUAAUAGUCAAGAACAAUGGGAAGGUUGAGAUGCAUGACUUAAUACAGGAAAUGGGUCUGCAAAUUGUUCGUGAAGAGAAUGUCAAUGAACCUGGAAAGAGGAGUAGAUUAUGGGAUCCCCAUGAAAUAUAUGAUGUAUUGAAAAACUGUGAGGGAGAAAAAGAGGUUGAAGGUAUAAUGUUCAAUAUGAAUGAGAUCAAUAGAACUUUGGAUUUGACUGCGAAGACCUUUAAUAAAAUGUCGAGAAUAAAAUUUCUCAAAUUUAAUCAUCUUGAUCAGUUUGAGCCCUUUUCCUGGUCUAGCCCAGCAGGUCUUGAGUCAAUUUCUGCCAAAAUAAGGUACUUCCACUGGGUUGGAUACCCGUGGUCGUCCUUGCCAAAAAAAUUUUGUGCCGAGCUCCUUCUUGAACUUAACUUGGAAGACAGCUGCGUUGCAACACUUUGGGACGGAGUACAGGAUUUAGCGAAUUUAAGAAGAGUAAAACUUCGUGGUUGUUUUAUGCUGAUGAAGUUACCCGAUUUUUCCAAGGCUCAUCGUCUUGAAAGCGUAGAUCUAAGAUCUUGUUGGUGUUUGCCUCAAGUGCAUCCAUCUCUCCUAUCCCUGCACAGUCUCAUUUAUUUGGAUGUAAGCGACUGCCAUAGACUUGAGAGUCUCCAAAGUACGGUUCAUCUAAAAUCUCUCAAAGAAGUCAAUAUAAGUAGCUGCCUCUGUCUUAAGGAGUUUUCAAUGUCAUCAUCAGAGCUAACAUCCUUAGAUUUAAGUGGAACUGGGAUAGAAGAAUUGAGCCCAUCAAUUGGGCGUUGUUCAAAGCUCAGAAGACUCAAUCUCGGUCAUACAAAAUUGAAGAAUAUAGAGUUAAGUUGCCUUACAUCUCUGGAGGUACUCCGUGUUUCCGGGCAGAUGAUUGGCAAUGUCGACCUACGUGUGCUAUUUGAUGGCUUACGCAGUCUCCAAUCACUAACUCUCAAGGAGUGCCACAAAUUAACUGAACUCCCAGAUAACAUCAGACACCUCUUGAGUCUGCAAGAGCUUCAUUUAACUGGUUGUUGGAAUCUUCAAUAUUUGCCAGAGCUUCCCCGCUCCCUUAAAUUAAUAGAUGCCACUGAUUGCACAGCACUCUCGUUCGACCUUUCCUUUGUUCAUCACCUUAGCAAUCUCAAUUGUCUCCGGCUCAAUGCUUCAAGUCUUUGGCAUCUUCCACGGACCCUGCUUUGUUAUUUUAAACUCGUGGAGCUUCGUAUUCAAAAUUUCAGGCAGAGAGAGGGAGACGCGGAGCUGGCAGUUCUAUUUUAUGCAUUGCCAUCUUUAGAAGUGCUGUCUUUGCAGAAGUGGCCCCACCUAAUUGAACUCCCCGACAAUAUUCGGCAUCUUUCUGAGCUACAAUACCUCUCUAUAGAAGGCUGCAGCAGGCUGCGGGGUUUACCGAAACUUCCUGCAUCCCUUAGGAAGUUGAUUGCCACGGACUGCAAAUCGCCGGAGACGGUGUCUGCUUCAACGAUUUCAAGCACAUCUGAGAAUUAUGGUGAAAAGUUAUUUUCAUUCAUCAACUGUGUGAACUUAGAUCUGGGCGCCAUUGAAGAACAGGCCAUGUUGUUGUUAGAGAAAGCAGUUCACGAGAAGAAUGUUGUUACAGUUUGUUACCCGGGGAGGAAGGUUCCGAAGUGGUUUGGGAAUAAUAGGACCCAAAAUGAUUCGCGCAUCGUCGAACUACCUCCAGCUUCUCAUAAUUUAGCGGGUUUUGUUUUUUGCGUCGUCGUUCCUGAUGUCUCCCUACCGGACGUUGAACUUUUCUUCGGCUUUAAAUUGGAUGAAAUGACGAAAAUGACUGAAUUUCAACUACUUCCACCGGGCAAGUAUUUCAGUCCUGGAAAUGUUUCGCUGGUUUCCAAUCCAGAGCUAUCAGAAUUGAUACUCGAGAAAAUUGAAGGGAACAAAAGAAAUCAUGAAACCACCACUUAUGACCAAAAUCUUUUGUUCCAAUUCCGUCUUGCAUGUGUUGGUAAUUUAAUUCCCAUGGAAGAGUGUGGAGUCUACCCCAUAUAUGCCUCAGAAUAUUACAAUGUUGAUCAACAAGGGAAAUCGGCGGAGUUCAACUUGAAUUCCCGAAAACUCAAGGCCAUAAUGAUUGAAUAG